Trematomus bernacchii (emerald rockcod) is the source of this 7547-nucleotide messenger RNA. Its product is annotated as zinc finger protein PLAGL2-like. The record is from RefSeq and is a predicted model, not a curated record. NCBI's taxonomy places the organism in Eukaryota, Metazoa, Chordata, Actinopteri, Perciformes, Nototheniidae. The transcript is spliced from 2 exons. Bases 1180 to 2469 code for a protein of 429 amino acids.
AGGAACAUUGACACCAGUGAUAUUCUUUGUUGUGACUAAUACAUCCCCAAUACUCGUCUAUUCCAACAUGAUUCAUAACAAUCUGUCAGAUCACAAGGGGUAGCUUGGAUUACAGGUCAACAUGUUAACUUUAUAGUCGUAAGGUUAUCUAGUCUUGCUUCCACCACCUCAGAAAUAUCACCACUUUUCUUUCAGUUUCACUCUUUGAGAUACUGAAUAUAUCACACAGUUCAGACUCCUAACAACAACUAAGAAAAGAGAACAAAAUACACCAUUGGUGUUUUAUUUGCCAAUAUCCUCAUGUUAUUCUUGUGAUUCAAUUAACAUCAUUCAUUGUUCACCAGUUUUUUUGUUGUUGCAAGCAAAUCAAAUAAAUCAAAUAAUUAUUAUAACAUGUUUAUAUACACCAAGGUCUCUGUCUUUGCUUUUUACAUCAGUUUUGUUUACACAAAUCCUUCUAAUGUUUGGAAAUAGUUAUCAUUUUAUUUUCAAUUUCUGUGUGUGUGUGUGUGUGUGUGUGUGUGUGUUUUGUGUGAAUGGAAGUGGUUCCUGCUAGAGUUCCCCUGAGCCCGGGGUCUGACGUCACUCUCCCAGAAUGCAUGGCUUCCAGCGCGGCGCCCAGCAGUCCAGGCCCGGACUCUAGAAACAUCUCUAAAACUUGCUCCAAAAUGUCGACAUGGAGACGGAAUGGAGGCUGGAAGGAUAGCCGGACUGAGACUCAUUCGGUCUCUGACGAUGCCAAGCUACCUCUGUGAUUCUGCUGCUGUGACUCUGGCUUUCAGAGCUGCUGAAUACUAAAAUAGACUGCAGGACAACAGAAGAGCUUUUCACAGGAAAACACACAGACCCAGUCAGAGCUUCCAAAGCUCCUCAUCACCACAGCCCUUUUGGGGUUGCUAUGGCAGCUGCUGUCACAGAAACCAAGUGCUGGACACAGGCUUGCAUCAGUAAGGCAGGACAGACCACUAGUCAUUGCCACAAGAGAGCAUCAAACCGUGAACAAACAGCACUUAUUAACAGCAUUAAUUCUAGCACUCUAAGUUUACAAGACGACCAGAGGUCUGCAGGCUGAUGCUCGGCUCUCUGGAGGAUCCUCAUGAGUCUUGUCUGUGUCUGCUCAGGCUCUUGGCCAGGGUCCCUGUGCAGCCGCACAGCCAGUACUGUUCCUUCUGUUAGACCAUGUUUCACCAGCAGGACCAUCUGAAGAGCCAUCUGCCAGACAGCCACACAGCCAGCAGGCAGCUCUUCCACUGCCAGGAGUGUGGGAAGCAGUACAACACCCAGCUGGGCUACAGACGACACCUGGUGGCAGCCCACAGUGCUUCAGCAGGCCUGCCCGGUCCAGAGGGGCCCCCCUCGCUGCUGGAGCACCUGGGCAGCCAUAUUGACAGGCCUCCACCAUCAGAGGGCAACAAUAACACUGCUGUGCCUGUGAGAGAGAGGAAGUACUCGUGUGAGCGAUGCGACCGCCGUUUUUACACUCGUAAGGAUGUGCGGCGUCACGCUGUGGUGCAUACCGGGCGCCGGGACUUCCUGUGCCCGCGAUGUGCACAGCGCUUUGGACGAAGAGACCACCUGACCCGCCAUUUGAAGAAGAGCCACGCGCAGGAGUCAGGGUUGAUGCCACCCUGUACACCCAGCACACCCGUUGCUACACCGACCCCUGCCCCCCAGUGCCCUGUGAAGGAGGAGCCUAGCCCUGUGGUCUCUGAUAUGGGCUCUGUCUCCAAGGAGCCCAUGGAGCCUUUCUCCAGGGACAUGUACAACUCAUACCCCAUGACCAAUGCUGUCCCUGGGAUGGGUCACCCUCAUGGCCUCAUGCAGGGGUCAUUGUCCUCGAGUAUGGGUGUGGCCCGCCACAUGCCUCCCCAAUCUUCUCACCAUCACCACCUACAGCCUCCUGUGGCCUCGCAGCAGCAGCAGCCCUACAGCAACAUGGCCAGGUACCAGCACGGAUCUACCUCAUAUCCUCGCGCCGACGUGGACAGUUUCCUGCUGGACCUGCAGAGUGUGCCCCCACCUCACCUAAGUGCAGUCAACUCUUCUACCUCUACUUCUGCCUCCCCUCAGAGGGAGGUGCUGGGUGAAGGCGUGGGUGCUGCCAGCGACCCCCAUCUGCUGUCCAGGAGCCCGGCCAUCUCCUCCACCGAGCUGUCCUGCACCACUAACAUGGACCUUGGGCCUCUGCUGGGCUUCCUGCCCUUCAGCCUGCCGCCCUACAGCCCUCACAUGGGGAUGGGGGGGUUAGUGAUGAGCUAUCCACCCGCUACCACCACCUCCCCUCCAUCCUCUUCCUCUGGGCUGUCCAGCCAGGCUCCAGGGCCGUUCACCUUCUUCCAGCCUUCACAGGCUCAUGUACCACAGGGCCCGGGAGCCCAUAACCACAGCCAGCUACCUCAGGCAUACAGCAGUCCUGCUAUGAGCACUUCUAGCUCCCUACCUCACUACUACCAGGCCUUUCAGCAGUAAGCAGCUCUGUCCCCACAAACGCUGCCUUCACAGGCUUUUUCAUGAAAAGGGUAAAAAUGAGAAUGGCAUCUUUAUUGUAUGUGUGACUUUAGCCUGUCAGUGCUAACGAUGCUAAUCUAACUUUUUUUUUUUUAACACAACAAAUCACCUCAUCAGUAUUACCUCAUUAUUUAAAAAGGAAUCUUGAACGUUUGAGGAAUUGAGAUGGUCUCACUACAACCAAAGUAGAGUUCUACUUUUUGGUCAGACCUGUUACCAACAGUGGAUGCACUUAACACACUUGUCACAGGCGCUGCACAAUGCUGGGAGUUAUCCAGUUUUAGGUUAUCAUGGGAAAUGCUACUGUGUUAGGGUAUGUCACCCUCCUUCCUAAAGAAGACUUGAGAUGUUCUCAUUUUAGAAUAUUGGAGCAUGAACGGUCUUGUAGAGCAAGAAAAAGUUGGUGUAAGAUGUACUCCGUUUGAGUUAGUGAAAAAAACCAAUAUUGAGAAUGCCAACAGCACUGUCUGUGUAGGAAAUCUGGUGGCUAAGGGUGCAAUGUGUCAUUUAUGGCUUGAAUUUUAGUUGAAAAAAAAAAAGAACUUGCAUUAUCAACAUAACCUGAAAGCUUACUUAGUUGACAUGUCAAAUAUGUUGCAGAGCUUUUUACUGAAGUUAGCAUGCUAAUGAACUAGGCGCCUUUACAAACCUAACCUGUAAAGCUAGUCCUGUUUCUGGGGGGUCUCGUGUGGCACUGUGGGGCCAGACUACUACAGGGCUGCCCUGAGGGCUUGUCAUUAUACAUCUCUCUAUAAAUCCAAAUGGGCAGAACAACAGAGGAUUCACAGCUUGGCUGACCCUGAUCCCCACUGGGAGGCUGCUACACCAGGAGGAGCGCUCAGGGAGGCAGACUACAGUCAGCAGUUGUAUUGAAUUCAACUAGAGCGCCCCCAGCGCCCGUUGUGGGCCACAACUGCUGUCCUGUCACAGGUAGAUCCAGGGUCCUGCUGUCUGUGUCCCAGUGGCUGCGUGUGGCUUUGACUGAGGUAAACUACAGGCUGAUGCAACAUGACAACAUUAUAAGGUAGCAGUGGGUUUUUGACCCACUGAGUUUUGGCAGUUUACUUUGAUUUGACAUAUUCUUGCCCUACUGUUGGUUAGUAGGCUUUUUCUGUUCAUAUUGUUGACUGGACAUUUAGAUUGCAUGAAGCCAGUAUUAGAGGUGCAAUUCUAGCCCUUCAUUCUUUGGAGCAGGUGGCUUGACCUUACACAUUGCACCUUGUUAACUCUCCAAAACAUGUCAUCUAGGGACAUCAAUAUUUCACGAGACGAGAAUUGACCAUUGAUGAAAUUAUAUCAACAAUUAUUUCAAGUGUUGUUCAUUCAACCCUUUACUGUGUUUGGCCAGAAAUUCUCCAAAAAUGAAGUGCAGUCGAUAACAUAUACAGUUAACAACAACUGUGAAGAUUGACUGCACAACUAUUAUUAGUUAACUGAACAACUAGUAACUGUCAAAUGUCACACAUGUUCAUAAUAAUUGAACUGCAAAGGCAUUUUAGUAACAUAAUCUAAAAUGAUGAUGUCCUAUCUUGAAACAAUGCAACAAAGUAGCUCUUUGCCAGAGUCCUCGUUGGAAGCCUUAGGAUUGUUGGGUGAUUUGAGGUUAUAUCACCUUGGUGAAACAAUCUCUAAUGCUAAAUAGCUACUUUUUGUUGGCAGUAUUACCUAUUAUAACUAGAUUGAAAUGCACUUGCGUUUCAUUUGAAAUAUUACAGGCCUUUAAAGCUUGAAGUCAUGCCAAAUCACAGGAGGAGGAAAGCUGCUGCACCACUGCUGUCAACUUUGUUUGAAUGGUAGGGUUUUAAAAAGAAAAAUAGAAUGUUUUACCUAUACCGCACAACUUGACUGGAUUCUACAAGAAGCUACCUAUGGAAUCCAGUCUGAAAUUCCCUCAGAACUUGUAUCUGCUAACAACACUAGUCAGCACUCCUGGCAUCCUCAGGGAGUCUUACGCUGUCUGAUGAACAGGGCCUCAGAGAGCAGGGUAGCAGCGGCUUGUUGUGUUUACCUUGAAUCCCUGAAUCUGCGCUGUUAAAAGGUCAAACAGGGAACUCUGAAAUGUACAUUUGCCGACUCUGUGCUAACCAGGUCACUGGUCUCAGGGUUGCUGCCCAUGUCCCACAACAUACAUAUGCCCUGUAUUGGAGCAUGGUGGGAAUGAACCCUAUUAGCCAUUGCAGCAAACCCACACUCGGUGUCAAUUCAAUUUGUUAUAGGAGUUAUUGAAUGUCUGCGUCCAGGAUAAGGCCAACCCCAACUGUGACAGUAAGAUGAUCUUGAAUCAAGGCUAGAUAAAUAUGCUCAAUCAGAAAAUGUGGCUAUGACAUGCUGCAAAGAUUUGACAGCGCUUAAAACACAUCUGUGAAACAUAAUUGUUCAAAUCCCGCCAUGUGUCAAUCAUAGCACUACAGCCUUGGGUAAGUAAAGCACUUGACAAUAUGUUAAUGAAUCUAUAUUUGAGUCUGAAGUAGAGGUCAUCCAGGUCUCUACUUAUUUUCCAUAGUAAAAGGUAGCAACCCUAGCUACUUAACCUGAAGCACUUGAGAUCAGCAUUGUGAUUAGGCAGAAGGAAUAGUCCCAACCCUCCCUGUUACCUGUUCACUUCUUUUCAUGUACCCGGGCUGAACCUGUGACCCGCUCUCCGUGAGGGUCUGACAGUAUUCCUGAAUGGAACGCAGCAUCAAUUCUACAAAGGACUUCCAGAGCACUUGAACCAUUUUCCUAUCUCUUACUAUGUUACUGUUGGGGUUAACACCCAUCCACAAGGCUGGGGUGCUGGAUCUCAAGAGUAUCUGAUGUCAUUCAUACUAAAAGGUGACCCCCCCCCCUCUCCUGUCUCUGAUCCAAACCAGCAGCCUUCUCAUAAUGGAGGCUCCACUCAUGGCGUUGGUCUGUUAGUGGAGAUGAUGUGAGUGAGGAUAGAUGAUAUCCGAAAGAAGAUGCUCUCCCUUCUGCCUUAACUCCAUGAACUGAUUGUUGAAGGACUUCUCUCACUAGCAUUAUUACCGGCCUCCAAGUGUUGCACCGAUGUCUUAAAAUACUACUGUUGUGCCUCUCUAAGAGUGUCUAAUCUCCUGACUGGGUUUAAGCACUUAUGACAUUUCUAAAAAAACAAAAGGAUGAAUUUGAUCUGUACCUCAAACACGCAGAAGUGUGGGUUUCUGUUUUUAUUUGUUUUUGCUUCUAGUUAUUUUGGCUCUUAUUUGUGCCAUUAGAUUGAAACUAUAAAAGUAGUUUAAUGAAUCUAAACUCCUUAUCUAGCUACAGACGUUGACAUUAUAAUUUCGUCAAAUUUUCUACCUCUACAUUUUUGUAUAUCUUUCUGCAAGAAUCAUUAGAAAUAGUUGUAACUUGUUAGGCAGAUUGGACCAUGUUGAAGAUGCUCAUAUGCUCCGAGUUCCUCUCUGAAGGGCUGGGUACACACAGGUCCUGGUGGUGUAUCCCACAGCCAGACAUUGUUCUCUUUACUUGCCUUUAAUGAUAUUUCUACUUAUGUACUACCUCAGAGAAGAGACAGGUGACUGUCCAUCUAACUGCAGAGAAAAUGUCUGUGUAGAGUUUUAUUUUUGUCAGAUCAAGCACAUGUACUUUGUAACUCAAUAGUUUUUUACUGAGGGUAGCUCACAGCAGGAUGUUGUAGCACCUUGCCUGUUGGCUCCUCUGCAUUUGUUCCGUCUCAGUGCCUCUGCCUCUUCAGUCUGGAAUGUUCACUCUGUUUAGAACCGGGUCUCUGUCUGAACCAAUACCACAGUUGCAUGUCGGAAUUUCACAAACACAUUGAUUGACUUUGAGGAUUUUCACUGUGAACGACAUCAUGGCUGCUCCUGCGUGCUGCAGAGUGAUGAAGAAGAAUGCCUCUGCAUCAUGGCUGCUCCUGCGUGCUGCAGAGUGAUGAAGAAGAAUGCCUCUGCAUCAUGGCUGCUCCUGCGUGCUGCAGAGUGAUGAAGAAGAAUGCCUCUGCAUCAUGGCUGCUCCUGCGUGCUGCAGAGUGAUGAAGAAGAAUGCCUCUGCAUCAUGGCUGCUCCUGCGUGCUGCAGAGUGAUGAAGAAGGAUGCCUCUGCAUCAUGGCUGCUCCUGCGUGCUGCAGAGUGAUGAAGAAGGAUGCCUCUGCAUCAUGUCCUGAAAACUGACACUGGAAAUGAUGAUGGACAUUUGUCAUUAUUUUCAAAGAUGAAUGGAGCACUAGAUAAAUAAGCAGCUGCAUCUGGUAAUCAUUGGCUUGGGGACAUCAGUUUGGAAAUCCCAUCUUUGCAGUUUCACACAAGGCCAUAUGGGACCCCGGACAUUCAGGGCCCCUUGAAGGCCCCAAAUGUCAUGGUGUGUUUACAGUUUAUGGUAUUUUGAUCUUUUGCAGAUAUGCACAACCAAACAAUGAUAUAAGCUGGACUGCCCUGAUGAUGUCCUUCCAUCACACAUGCUCUCUGCCCUGCCUCUACAGCCUUGAACCAGUCCCAGAGCACACACACACACUGACACAGGCUAACUUACAUCAGGAGCAAUACAUGCCAAACACACUUAAACACAAUGGCACUUUGGGUUCAGUAUCUUGCCCAAAGACGACUCAAGACUUCAGGUGCCUGGGAUAGAAUCACAGAGCCCCUCCUGAGCCCCCACACAUUGUCAAGGCAGGCAUAAUAAACAUUGAAGUGGUGGUGGAAGGUACUGACAUGAUGAAAAAAGAUGAUUUUAAUAUAGGUCAAAAAUCCAUUGCUACACGAUGUUGUCCAUGUGGGCGGCCAGCAGCAACAUGUUGCCCAGUAGAAGGACACGUUAGAGGACGGGACAGGGAACAUGUUGGAGCAUUCCAGACUGAUGGUGGAAGAGCAGAGGACCCCGGAUCAUUUCACUUAAGGAUCCUCCAGGGCUGUUCCGGUGUGUUGCAUUUAGGUCGACACCUUUAACUUAGAUAUAUUUUGCAUUAGGUGUUUGUAUUAUCAUUAAAUAGAUUUUAGAAGACAGUGAAAAGAAAAUUUGUCAUUUUCUGAUUGUCUGAACAUAAAGUAAUACAAAAAUAAAUAAGUCUUUAGAUUUCCACUGUG